UCUCUCUCUCUCUCUCUCUCUCUCUCUCUCUCUCUCUCUCUAAACUCGCUCUCUCUUCUCUCUCAUGGAUCUUUUCAAUGGGGUUUUGAGUAUACUAGUGCAUGUAGCCAUUGCUAUAGUUUUGGUUGUGUAUGUGCCAAUCUCCUUGCUAUGGAGAUUGGCUGUGUUUGUGUUCGCAAGACCAUUUUUGAAAGAGGACAUGAGAGGGAAGGUGGUGCUCAUCACCGGCGCUUCAUCAGGCAUCGGAGAGCAAUUAGCUUAUCGGUAUGCAAAGAGAGGAGCAUACCUAGUGCUUGCGGCAAGGAGAGAGGCUGAGCUCAAGGCUGUGGCCAAGGCUGCAAAAAACAACGGAGCUCCUGAUGUGCUCGUGAUCCCUGCGGACAUAUCCGAUUGCUCUGAAUCCAAAAGGGUUAUUGACGAAGCCAUAGCUCAUUUUGGACAAUUGAAUCACUUGGUCGUCAAUGCUGGAAUUUUCUCGAGCUGUCUCUUUGAAGAGAUCACGAAUAUCUCUGCUUUCAGACAAGUCAUGGAUGUCAACUACUGGGGAUCCGUAUAUCCGACAUAUUAUGCCAUCCCUCACCUCAAGAAAAGCCGUGGAAAUAUCAUCGUCACAGCUUCCAUGGCUGGUCGACUUCCAACUGCGAGAUUGAGCUUUUACAAUGCAAGCAAAGGUGCACUUAUUAGGUUCUAUGAGACUUUGAGAGCAGAGUUGGGCCCUGAGGUUAAGAUCACCAUACUGACACUGGGCUAUGUUGCUUCUGAGCUCACAAGGGGAAAAGCUCUUCAGAAAGGAGGAGAGUACGGGAUCAACGAAGAAGUUAGAGAUGUUCAGGUUGGCCCUCUACCAGUAGGACACACAGAGAAGUGCGCAGAAGUGGUAGUCGACAGCGCAUGCAGAGGAGACACCUACGUGACAUGGCCGUCAUGGUACAGGCCUCUGCACAUGGUAAUGUGCGUCGCUCCAGAGAUCGUGGACUGGUUCUCUCGCUCGUUCUACGUCGCUAAACCUGGAAGCUCAUCCGGCAAGACUCUCAGCCAGAAGAUACUGGAGGCUACUGGAGCUAAGAAAUUCUUGUAUCCAGCUUCCAUUCGAUCAGGUGGUAGUGACUGUGUGUUGACUGACGAUCGGGGAAUUAAAGUGUACGUUGGUUGAAUGAGAGUAGGGAUCAGGUGGGGAUUAUUAAAUGUAUUUUAUUUUAUAUAAAUUUGAUUUAUCUUCCGUAGAGAGAGAGCAUUAAAAUAUUGAGGAAAGUAUUCAUCAUAUUGGUUAUUUCUAGUGUAACUAUUGCAGUAUUCAUGUACAAUGAUAACUGAGAAAAUGCAGAAUUCGAUUAAUGCAUAUUAUGAACUAUAUCGAA
This is a messenger RNA of Asparagus officinalis (garden asparagus), 1358 nucleotides long. Its product is annotated as 11-beta-hydroxysteroid dehydrogenase 1B-like. The coding region runs from base 65 to 1153 and encodes 362 amino acids. The transcript has 7 exons. Gene Ontology annotation, molecular function: oxidoreductase activity. The record is from RefSeq and is a predicted model, not a curated record. Lineage: Eukaryota; Viridiplantae; Streptophyta; Magnoliopsida; Asparagales; Asparagaceae.